AUGGCGCUGCGAGCGCCUCGUUGCGCGCGCCGCGCGCGGAGAACGCACCCCGCGGUGCUCGGUGCCCUCGGUGCUUGUUGCUUCGUUGGCACUUGGGGUGCCUUGAGCUUCACCCCAUGGAGCACCGUGGAAGCGGCCUAUGACCGUAUUUCGCAGAACUUCGCCGCCAGCCGCCGCUUCCCCUGGCCCUUCGUCGCCGAAUGGCUCGCGGCUCCGCCGCGGCGUCCGCCGUCGCGGCAGCUGGUGGUGGCGGGGUGUGGCGAUGGGCGGCACGUGGUGAGUGCUUUGGAGGCGGACAGAUAUGGGCCAAUCUAUGCACUGGACCUCUCUCAGGGUAUGCUGACAGCAGCCCGGAAGCGCUUGGGGCCUGAACUGGCCAGUCAGGUGACCUUCCUCCACGCUGACACGCGCCAGCUGCCUUUGUCCGCUUCCUCGGUGCACGACGUGCUCUCCUGUGCAGUUCUUCACCAUUUGCCCCUGACCGAGACCAUGUGCGCUUUGCGGGAGAUGUCCCGUGUGCUGCUGCCAGGUGGUCGCUUGCUGGCGUCCACCUGGGACCCCCGAGCGCGGCAAGUGGCCAAGCGCGGCCGGCGGGCAGAGGACGAGGAUGCCUUUUGGGUCGCCUGGCGUUGUGCGGAUGGUGAAGAUGUGCAGCGCUGGUAUCACCUACCAAACUUGGAGAAGCGACUGGAAGCUUGGAAAGAUGUGCCAGGCCUAGUGCUGAAGAAGGCGGAACUGGAUGGAGACAAUCAAGUCUUCGAGUGGCUGAGUGGCAUUCACAGCGCCCUUUAUGCAGUGGCAGAGGCUGCUUGGUUCCUCUUGAUGUCGCGGAUCAUUUGUGGCCUGGGGGCCUCCUGCACUCCGUUGCUCUUCGCCUGGACAGCCCGCGCCUUGCGAGGGCACGAGGCGGUGGCGCAGGCGCAGGUUCAGCUGAACACCUGGCGAAGCUUGGGGACCUUCAUUGGCCCCUUCUCCAGCACGGUGCUGUGCGUGCUGCCCAAGGAGGGGCUCUUCAAUGAGCUCAACUCAGCAGGCUGGGCCAUCGCCUUAGCCAACAUCGUGGGGCUCCUGCUGUGCUUCCGAUGUUUGGAGGACACACCACGACUGCCAGAGGUGGCGUCGGCCGAUCUGGAACAGGCUCAGGCGAAGAGUUCCGCCCUGUGGAGCUCUCCAGUGCUGUGGCUUUGUCUUCUCUUCCAGGUCGUGACCGCCUUGCUCUUGGCCAUCUUGGAAGUGGUCCCUCCCAUCGUGCUCACCACUGAGCUCGGCACGGUCUCCGCCGUGCCGCAGUUUGGACUACCUCCAGUGGCCACGUCGGUGCUGUUUGGCGUGGUCUCUUUGAUGGUCAUCGGCCUCUUCGCCUUGACUGGAGCCAUGGGCGGCCGAUUCAGCCGACGGAGCCUUAUGUGUGGGGGUGUGGCUGCCAUCGCGCUUGGAGGAGAGGCCUCAAGCUGGGGCCUCCGCUUGUUCACUGAGGCCUUUGUCUUGCCCUGGAUGGUGGGGCUACUCAAGACUACAGUCUUAGCCAUUGCUCCAGCACCGCUGAUCCGCACGCCCGCACGUGCGCUGUACACGAGCCACCUGCCACAACGACUUCAGGGGACGAUGCAAGGCGUGAGCGAGGCAGCCUUCUCCUUCGCCAACUUCCUGGGGCCCAUUCUGGGCUCUCAUAUCGCUGGUUCAGAUGGACUGCGGGGUCUGCGGAUCCUCAUGGUCUCCUUGGUGCUGGUGGAAGCGCUGUUGCUUCUCCUAGGCUUUCGCCGCCUUGUACCUGGCAGCGAGCUGGGGUGA
Durusdinium trenchii is the source of this 1791-nucleotide messenger RNA. NCBI's taxonomy places the organism in Eukaryota, Dinophyceae, Suessiales, Symbiodiniaceae. The record is from the annotation of a GenBank genome assembly.